AUGUCGCGGAAAGCGACCACCGAUGCAAGAAUCACUCAAGGUAGGCUGCAAGACAUCUGCAGGAUCUUCCCGUACAGUACUUCGUCCAUCAAUUCUCCUGUUCGCUUUGCGUAUUUCUGUCUAUUCGCUGCUGAUCAACAGUACUGCGCAAUCACAUCAAAUCCGCGAGCAAUGUCACUACAGUACAUCUCCGGCACGCCAUCUACGGCAGCGCAACUGCGAGGUGUUGUCACGAUUCUGAUCCACGGCGGAGCGCUCUCUUCAAGCAUGUAUCGAACAUCUACACCAUUCCUGAAGACGCCAUGGAUCGCCGUCGACCUUCCUGGCCAUGGCAAAUCAGUCGAUCUUGGUCCGUUCACGUUCGCUAGAUCGACUGAACUCCUCUCCAAUUUUCUCAAGGACCUGCGUCUGUCUGACGAGUACAGAGGCCACAAAAUCGCACUUGUUGGAAUCUCACUGGGCGGCCAAGCAGUUCUAGAUCUGGUGUUGGAGCAGCCCGAGCUGGUCGACACCGCCAUCAUCAGUGGAGUUUCAAUCCAUCCGCCGGAUGAUCGGGCGGCUUGGGAGAUGCCGCAUAUGCCAUCUGAUCAGGAAUGGAUUGAUGCUAUGGCCAAAGAUAUCGGCAUCGUGGGGAUGGAUGCGGCCGGUGCUAUUCAGCAGGAGAGCUUCGCUUUCAGUAUUGAUGAACGGCCUCGUCAACAAGCAUACCCACCCAUGCUGGUCUGCGUCGGUGAGCAUGACGUUGCCAUGGCCACGAGAGACUUCGCUGAGCUCGUUCAUGUGGUUAAGGAUCUAAAUCAGAACAGCGAAGGAUCACAGCUGCCUGGGGCUUGGCAUAAUCACUCCAUCGACAUUCCGGAGCAGUUCGCGGAAAUCGUCAAUACUUGGACUGAGAAGGGGGUCGAUGGUACCGAAGGUCCUGCUUUCGUGCGGACCGGCGCUUGA
This is a messenger RNA of Cyphellophora attinorum, 945 nucleotides long. RefSeq lists its product as uncharacterized. The transcript has a single exon. The coding region runs from base 1 to 945 and encodes 314 amino acids. Lineage: Eukaryota; Fungi; Ascomycota; Eurotiomycetes; Chaetothyriales; Cyphellophoraceae. The record is from RefSeq and is a predicted model, not a curated record.